Aspergillus puulaauensis is the source of this 1422-nucleotide messenger RNA. RefSeq lists its product as uncharacterized. Gene Ontology annotation, molecular function: flavin adenine dinucleotide binding; NADP binding. The coding region runs from base 1 to 1422 and encodes 473 amino acids. Lineage: Eukaryota; Fungi; Ascomycota; Eurotiomycetes; Eurotiales; Aspergillaceae. The record is from RefSeq and is a predicted model, not a curated record. The transcript has a single exon.
AUGGCACCGCGCUACGACUCCAUCGCCGUAAUCGGCACCGGUCCCUCCGGAAUAUCGACAGUAAAAGCCCUCGUCGACGAAAACACCUUCUCACGGAUCCGCGUCUUCGAGCGGCGCGACCGAGUCGGCGGGCUGUGGCAUUACGAUCCCAUCCCAGACGUCUUCCCAACCCCCGGGGCGGCAGAUAUCCGCAACGAAAUCCCCGACUCCCUGCCUACAUUCACGGCGCCUGUGCCGGAGGAUAAGACGGCUCGUACGGGCAUUCAUGAUGCGCUGGAUAGCAAUGUCGGUGAGCAUGCGAUGUCUUUUACACACACGCCGUUUCCGCUGGUGAAUUCUGCGGUCUCGACGAGACAGCUUGGAAGGGAGAAUCCGAGCAGGCCGUUUCGAGUUAUUACGGGGUAUCUGGAGGAUCUUGCGCGGCCGUAUCUGGACCUUAUCUCGUUUAGCACGGCUGUGGAGAGGGUUGAGAAGGUUGGUAGGAAGUGGAGGGUUACGCUGCGGCAGAAGGGCCAUCACCAGAGGAAUCAGCCCGUGGAGUACUGGUGGCAGGAGGAGUUUGAUGCGGUGGUUGUGGCGUCGGGGCACUAUAAUGUGCCUCUUAUCCCGGAGAUUGAAGGUCUGGAUGCUGCGUUUAAAGCAAGGCCAGCGAGUUUUGAACACUCGAAGAGCUUCCGGUCUGCGAAUGACUACGUGGAUAAAAAGGUUGUUGUAGUUGGAGGGAAUAUCUCUUCCGCAGACCUCGUUGCCGACUUGCACGCCAUUGUGAAGGGCGCGUUAUAUGUCUCGCAGCGCAAGGAGAAUGAGCUCCUGCACAAUGUCUUCUCCCUACCGGGGGUUGAGAAGAGGCCUGGGGUCACCCGGGUUGAUGCAGUGGCUGGAGGCGUCAAGGUCACCUUCAGCGAUGGAUCAUCCGUGCAGGACAUCGACAAGCUCAUCUUCGCAACAGGAUACCGGCUGGUCUACCCAUUCCUGGUCCCAGACCCUGUUACACCCAGUAACCGGGUUGCCGGGCUCUACCAGCACAUCUUCAAGAUUGGGGAUCCGUCUCUGGCCCUCGUCGGCCAGGUGCGUGGGGCUCUCAGCUUCCGGGUCUACGAGUACCAGGCUGUUGCAGUGGCACGAUACUUUGCGAAUACCAAUGCGAAGCCUCUCCCCAGUCCCCGAGAGCAGGAUGAAUGGGAGGUGGAACGGCUGAAGUAUAAAGGACCAACUGCUCUGUUCCAUGAGAUCAAGCCGGAUUUUAAGGAGUACUUUGAGUAUCUGCGGGAAUUCUCAGGGUCACCAGCACAGGGGACAAAAGGAUACGCAUUGCCUGUGUUUGAGGAUUCGUUGCCAGAGUUAGGGUUUGCGAUUCUGCAGUUGAAGGACAAGUAUUGGCAGAAGAUCAAGGCUGGCGGGGCAGUGCAGGCCAAGUUAUGA